AUACCUUAAACGUUGGUCUAUGGCUUUCAUACAAGUAGUUGACGUUUUGUUUAGUAAUUGUUCAUUUGUGUUGUGAAUCUUCUUUGAUAAGCAUCUUUGACACCAAAUUAUAUAUUCAAUUUGCUUAAUAAAUCAGACCUAUCUUAUUGACUAUUAUUAUAAAGUGAAUCAUUAUUUAAUAUUUUAAGGCAAAUCAUAAUUUGCUAACAAUGUGUUCACUGGCGACACAAAGUUCUUCAUUAUAUGUGUUACCACACAAUCAAAAUCAGAAUCAAAUUCUAUCCAGAAUUACAAAAGCCACAAACUCUGAUAUCUUAUAUACUGACGGUUGGCAGACCUCAGGAUCACAUAUAUACCCAUCAAACAUAUCAUCCCUAUUGCCAGUCUCUGGUGACUCUCAAGACAUCCAUUCAUCCAUUUAUUAUGAAUCAAAUGGAAGUACUAAUAAUGGAGAUAAUCGUUUGGCGCCUAUAGAUCACAAUGGCUAUGAACUCAAUACUAUAUAUAAUCCGUCCACUAUUGUCGUUCCGUCGGGUAUCGGUGCAGCUCUUAUAUCAUCGAUGGCAACCUUAGCCAAUGGAAGUGAAGUGAUGCCAGAAAUGGCGUGUUCUGUAGCUUAUGCUUCAGAUAUCAAUGAUAUGGUUUAUGUCAAUAACGGUUCCACUCAUAUAUCACCACAAAACGGGUCCGAAUAUAUGGUAAACGAAUAUUUAUCUGAAGAAGACAUGCAUUUAAUAGAGAUGUCAAACGUUGCGAACCAAUCUGUAUCUAAUUAUCACUUACCAUCCCAUCACUACAAUCAACAUCACAAUCAAACUAUGGUUACCAACAAUAAUGAAGAUAUUAUGGAUGCGAGCAGUGAUUCUGCCGUUUCUUCCAUGAGUUCUGAAAGGAUUCAAUCGCUUUCAGAUAACGAAUGGAUAGACACGUGCUCUGAAACCUCGUCACAUAACGGCGAUCCCCAUCACAGCGAUUAUAGUACACGUAUGGCAUCCAAUGGCUAUCGCAUUCAAUGUAAUACUAAUAGUGCACAAAAAAAGUAUAAAUUAUUUGGUCGGAAGAUUGAAUGCAAAGAAGAACCAUAUGAAAGACCACUGGACGUAAACCAACACAACCAACAACAACAGCACAGUCAUCCUCAUCCCCAUCAACUGAACAGUAAUAACCCGACAUAUUCUGAUGCUUUCACUAGUGGUUUGUCUGACAAUUAUGGUUACCAAGAGUUGUCACAACAAACUCAACAAAAUCACAAUUUAUUAAUAAAUGGACAGCCAGUUUCAUCUGUUAUCCAUAAUCACGCUUAUCAUAUAUCGAAUGUACAUAACCCUGAGCUCAGUAGUAUUGCUUCAGUGGCUAACAUGGAUGCCAUGGCUGCUAUUCACCAACAAUGGCUUAACACAAAAAAUAGUUUAAAUAAUGACAGCAAUGGUAACAAUAAUCGUCAGCGAAAGUUAAGCUUAGAAAGUGAUGGCUUUACCAGUGAAAUGGAUCAACAGCUCAAUAGAGACGAGAAAAGGGCCAAAGCUUUGAAAAUUCCGAUCCCAACCCUUGAUAUCAUUAAUCUACCGAUUGAUGAAUUCAAUGAAAGAUUAGCCAAAUAUGAGUUAAAUGAGGCACAGCUUUCACUUAUUAGAGAUAUUCGUAGACGAGGUAAGAACAAAGUCGCCGCACAGAACUGUCGAAAACGCAAAUUGGAUCAAAUACUGGGUCUUCAGCACGAAGUGGACAAUAUGUUUGUACAAAAACAUUCAUUAGAGUCACUUAAUGACCAGCUUUUGAUGUUACGAGAUAUGGCUCGUGAAAAGUAUUCAAAACUCUAUCACUUUAUUCUGGAGGUAUCGACUCCGCAACCAUCACAUUAUGAAUCAUCUGUUCCACUCCCGGAUUACCCGAACCGACAAUACGAGCAAAAUAUGGAUUCAUUGGAAAGACACGAAUCAUUGAUUGUCACUAAUUGUGAAACCAAUUCCGAGACAAAGAGUAACACAAUAACUGAAAUGCAAAUCAAUUUCCAAAAUGAAAAUAUCGAUAAAAAUGUUUAG
Molecule: messenger RNA, 2042 nt
Organism: Oppia nitens
Lineage: Eukaryota; Metazoa; Arthropoda; Arachnida; Sarcoptiformes; Oppiidae
Product: segmentation protein cap'n'collar-like
Exons: 5
Coding region: 210-2042 (610 amino acids)
Biological process (GO): regulation of transcription by RNA polymerase II
Cellular component (GO): nucleus
Molecular function (GO): DNA-binding transcription factor activity, RNA polymerase II-specific; RNA polymerase II cis-regulatory region sequence-specific DNA binding
Source: RefSeq, a predicted model, not a curated record